UCUGUCAAAUAAGGUCAUUCGUUCAAUCAGUCAAACAAACGAACAUGGAUCCUUUGGGUGCAAAACCCAAAAAUAAUAAUUCAUUUGAUGAAAAUGAAUGCGAUAAAAGCAACAGUAAUACUCUCAGAUACACCUCAGCAAACAGUAGUAAUAUAGUUCAUAAAUUAUUUAAUAGAGAGAUUCUAGGAUGCACAUCAAGGAGAUACAAUGAGAGGAGUCGCAAAGUGUUCGACAAGAUCCCGCCUCGGCUUCGCUUCUGCCUCAUGGACAUCGUGCCCAUGUCCUAUCUGAGGGAACAUGUGUUUAUGGGCUUCUCACAGUGCGGACAGUUCCUUCUCAGUUUUACGUAUAGUUGCAACACGCAGGUCUAUUUCAGAGAGAGUUCUAAGUUCACUCUUCACUUCCUGUCGUGGGUGCCGGGGCGCGUGGUGCGGCCGGUGCACAGCGUGCCCCUGUUCGGGGACGACUGCGUCGACAGCAAGGUCACCAUAUCGAUGGCGCAGUGGAAACACAACCCGGCCGUGCUCGUCGUCUACGGGAUCGCAGAUUCGUGUUCCGAGCGGUCCUACCUCAGUGUGAUCGGUGUGCCCCGGUUAGGCUGUAAGAAAUGCGCAGCUUUCUCCAGAGACGAGGACGAUCUAAAUUGGGGCAAGAGGUGUUUAGAGCACAACUUCGCAAUCCACACGAAGUUCUUCUGCACUUCGGACUCGAGCAUGUACGAGCCGGUGGUACAACUCGCGUACUCAAACCAGAUCAUCAUAUACACCGACUUCAUACACAUACUAGAGAUAGACUUCGUGAAGCCCGACCAGGACCGGAGCGACAGGAACGAUAUAGACGAUGUUAAUAGCUCGAUAGACAAGGAGGAGACCAACUCGAUGGAUACCAACCCGAGCACGCCCGCUUCGGACGUCUCCGCCGCUUUCCAGUCCCCCAAAUAUCAGAACAAUGUUGUCCAAAACAUAUUGGCUGACUUCUCGGAUUUCGAGAUGGAACCUUAUCAGUUAUCUAGGCCGGUCCAGAUGCCCGAUGUGAUGGGCCAAGAGUUGUGCAUACAGGCGUCGUCGAUAUCACACAACCUGCUCGAAGAGUGGGAGGGACCAUCUCCUUCUAUAAGGACCUUAAUCAGCCCUCCUUUAAGGUCACCAAGGCGACGGCCAGCGGAGAGCAUGUCGCGGUUCAACGAAACACACAGGAUCAAUGCGGAAAAGGCUUAUGAGUUUGUCGAGGAGACGGAGACAAAAUGCGAGAAGCUGAGCAUGUUCAGGAAACGCCGCCUCGCAGACAAGAAGUACGAGUUCUCUGAGGAUAACAACGAGAACAUAGUGCCGUUCAGGGUCCUGCGGAGUAAUAGGAAGUAUUUCAUCGGGUCGACGAGUAAAACCAGCUUACGCCGGCCGAAGUCUCCGCCGGUGGAGAGCGUGGUUUUGCGAACACACAAUCAGAUAAGUAGACCUCCGUCACCUACCACAAGUUUGGAUCUCAAGAGCUCUAGUCUAUCGGGUUUGGAAUCCGAUCAUAAUAGUGAAUCGGAGUACCGCGUCAUGGAGAUGCUAGAUGACGGUUCGCUAAAGACCGUUGCGGUCCAUGACAAUACCUCCAAGACGUUGUCGGACUGUCCCGUCAACGCACAAGACCCUUAUCUGGUGCAUUCUGAGAAUUCCAAGUGCAGCAAGUUCUUCACGAGGUACUUUGUCGAGAGCGAUGAUGAAAUAACGUCCAUACUCACAGAUUCAGAAGACGACUGCAUCUCCGGGUACCACGUGGCGCUGCACCUGACGGCGCACGGCGCGGGGUACGCGGCGCUGCAGGCGCUCGGCGCCGCCGCCUGGGCGCGCCGCGUGCAGCACACCGCGCCGCCGCCCCUCACCGUGCGCGCGCAACAACGCUCGCUCGACACGGAGCUGCUCUGUAACGAGGUGUGCGGCCGGCUCUGCAAGAUCAACAACAAGAAGUUCAUCUACUGCUUCGACUGGGGCUGUCAUGUCAUUGACGUGUGCCAGUCCAGCGGGUGUCUGUCAGGGUUGUGCGCGAUGUGGCUGUGGGCGAGCGAGGAGGGCGGCGCGGCGGCGCAGUGCGAGCCGUGCGAGGACGUCAGCGCCGGCUGUCUGCUGCAUCGGCAACAGUACGCCGCCGAGUGUCUGUUUGUAUGGGACCUGGUAACCGGCGUGUACAGAACGGAGCGUGCUAGUAUGACCGAGGACUCUAGCCAGGAGGGCACUAGAGUUUCAGGCGCGGACCGUGCCCGCGAGCUGGCGAAGAAGCUCGGCCCCAUCAACAUGCUGCCCGGGAACGACUACAGGCUGCUCACCACGCUCACUGGGCGAUCACUGAAAAGACUGACAGACGUCGAUAACUGCAUCGAGAUCACAAAGAACCCACCCGGACAGCUCAGAGUCCGAGUCCUCCUCGGAGGAGGACAGUGAUUACGACUGAUAUUAUAAUACGCUACCGUAAAUUAUCUACUCGUUUAGUGCUCUGUUUGGUAUCCGUGCCGGGUCAGGGUCGAGUCAGUGAACACGUGUCCGUCAUUGUAGUUGCAGUUCUUGUAAAAAUAUUGGUCAUGCCCCUGCCACAACCCGGACGGCGUACUGAAGUAUGAGUAGACUUCGUUCGGUACAACGAAUGGAUGUGAAGAAUUAGUUACAUUGUGGUGCGGUUACAAUAUAACUAUUAAUUUCUUAAGUUGAAUGAAAAGACAGAAAUUAGCUUUAAAGUAUACUUAUUCUUCCUAAGCAGCUAUUUUAAGAUAUAGUCAUCACAUAUUUUUAAUUUUAUCUAUGGCAAAAGGAGUUUACGUAAACAGUGGCAAGGGCAUCUUGAGUACAGUCACCAAUACAUAUUAUACAUUGAGCAAUAGAAAAAGUAUGUCACAAGCCAUCAUCAUAAUAGUGUAACAGAAACAUAAUGUAUGAAGCUGAACUUUUAUUUUUCCUAAGGCAUAGUGUUUAUUAACUACCAAGUAACUUUAGUGUACUACAUAUUUUCACGAGUUGUGAAUAGGACAUUCAACUUCAUGUCUGAUAGGCAAAAUUGCCACUAGACGAACAAGAUCAGCUGAGUCUAGUACGAGAUAAUUUAUUGUAGCUGCAUCACAUAAUGUACUGUUACUCAAUAGUAUCUCUAUAGUAUUAAUAAUGUGUAUUUAAACUUGUGAAAUGAAAUAGUGGACGAAAAACAUUGUGUUUUGUUUUCGCGGUUUAUUCUUAUGGUGCUUAUUUAUAGAAUGUUUUAUCCGACUGUGCGUAGGAGAGUUAAGUUCACAAGACUUAUGUGUGCAUUUUUUUUUUUUUUAUUUUAUAUUAUGGCCACAGUCACACUACCUUAACAAAUACUAUGUAACAAAUCUAUAAUUCUAUAUAAAUUGGCUCAUUGAUGUCUAUAGGUUUUAUGAUGAGUUUAGUAUUGGUUAUUAUUUAUACAACCUUCAUGCAGGUUCUUUGUGAAUUAUUUUUAACGAAAUUAAAAAUUAUUUACUUUAGUUAUUUUGAUCAGACAAAUAGCUAUACUUCCAGUAACCCAACGACAUAACUUUAGCGGCCGUCGAGCAAUAAUACCUGUGAAGUCCAUGCUAAAAAAAAAGUACUGUGGCCAAUGUGGUAAUAUUGUCAGAAACUCUCAGCCAACUAUAUUUAUGUUUUGUCUGUAAGUGAAAUAAAUAACUGCCUUACGAAUGAGGUCAAUGGGGCCAAAUAGUCAAGAAAUCCCCUUUUUACCUCUACGAUUCCCAAAUCUGUCCGUCGGCUAGGACGCCUGUAAUUGCAAAACACGGAUUCGCCCUCUUAGACGGUAUAGAGCUCCCUGACCUUAAACAUUGUUUAUGUCAAUGAUUGUUGGAUGCCAUUUACCGUUAGAGGAAACAUGACAAAACAUGGCAGACAUUAGAAAAGGCCCUAAAAGUCAAUGGAAAUCAAGAUAUAAAAUAUGCGAUAUAAUUAAAAUAGAAAAUACAACUGUACCUUUUAAGGCUGGGAUAUUUUAUAAAGCUCAUAUAGCAGCAGUAUUAGGUUGAGUCACAACUCAAAACAAAUAUUAUUUUAUAUUGAUUUCUCACGAAUCUAUCUAUUUGCCAAAGCAGCAAGAGGGAAAUAACAUUUUUUAAAUCAGACUUAAUGUUUGAUUUGUAUAUCUUUUUAUUUCUGUACAAAAAGGAAACAGUUUAUCUAUAUUCUCUGUAUUUUUAAAGUGAACUGGUAAGUGAUAUAUUCGAAAUUGUUAUUAAUCUAUGUAUGUAUCGUAGUUGUCUGUGUGAAUAUAUUUUCUGCAUUUAUGCGUACUAUUGAUAUUGCAAUAACUCAUAGAUAUUAAAUUGUAUUAAUCAACGAUUUGUGAAUUUACGACAUGGUUUAAAUAUAAUAUAAAUUGUGAAGUUUUGGCACAAAUGAAAGGUUAAUUGCCCAAUUGCUGAUUUUGGUUUUAAAGUUUCAUUUCAUUUGACUCUGAUUCAGGGUUUUAAGAUCCUAAUUCAAGGUUUUAAGAUCCUAAUUCCUUGAGAAUUUUAGUCACGGUUUUAAACUUUUUUAAUCCAUUCUAUUUUAUUGGUAAUAACUUGAAUAAAAAAAAUACAGAUUGUUGGUAAUAUCUUUCAUUUGUGUUAAUAUUUGUGAAUUUAGGCUCAUGUAAGGUUGUGAUUGUUUGAAUGUAGGUAUGUUUAGGUAAAGUGCCUAGUACUGAUGGUACAGUCUUUAGUGUCGGAUGGGCUGAUAUAAAUAACAUAAAAAAAUUCUCAGUAACUAUACAGGCAAUGUAGCCUCAAAAGAAUUUGUUACCUCAACUGUCUAACCAUUUUUAAUAGUGCAGUCUAAUUUUUAUUACAUUGACUUAUUCAUAGUUGUAUAACAGUAUUUUUAAUAUGAUACUCGCAUGCAAGAUCAAAAUUCAAGACCAUACAAAGAAAUAAUCGGAAGGUAUGACAAAAUCUAUUUAAUUAAAAUAUUAUCAAGUUUACAACCCCAUACUUGAAAUAAUUAAUGAUUUCCUACUUUUAAGCAUAGUUUGAUGCUAAUCACUAAUACAUAAAAUCUAUUUUUAAAUAGUAUGACAUAACACAAUUAUUUUAAAAUAAAAAUAUUUAUGUUUGUAAAAAACUGAAAGGUGUCCAGUGUUGAAUGCUAGGUGUAUGCACUUGGUUAUUCUGUUUUGCAUUUAAUUUAUUAAUAUCAAAUCACAAGGAAAAUAAUGUAUACUCUGAAGACUUUUUCAAAUAAGUGCUGUGUAAUAUUUUUGAGUAAUUGACAGUUUUUAUUAUACUUUAAAAAAUCUUCCAAGUUGUCUCCCAUAAUUUCAACUCAUACCCAUAUCACAGUCUAAUGAAUUAUUCAGUCUGUUAUUAAAGGUGUCUAGACUAUGCAAUCAUGGGUUGCAAAGUGAGACACGGCCAGAAUGCACUUGAGUAGCUAGGUUGCAUCUUACUCUACUGAGCAACAAUUUUACUCAGAUGAGUAACACUUACUUCAAUUGUACAAAAUUUUGAAUUUAUAUGUAUAACUGCGUUAGACUGUAUAAACCCUUAGACUGUGUCUAAUCUAUGUAUUUUACUCUGCAUGUGCAACAUUAUCUUUUUCAGAUCCUCAAUAGUAUGAUAAUUUAUAAUACUUUACCACAAUGAUAUUGCAUUUAGUAAUGGAAAUAUUGUAGGCGCUUUCGGACAGGUUGUAUGAGUGUUGAUUCAACUCUGAAGUCGGCUGCUGUUGUGGCCGCGAUCAUUUUGUCCAACCUGGCUGCAGAAAGGAUUACAGUAGCACUAUAGGUGCUAGCUGUGCAGUUGAGUAUAUCGACUGCGGUAUACACUCUGUCUGAUAACAGCCAUAUUUUCUCAGUUUUAACAUGUCCAUGUAUGAAUGUGUAAAUUAUAGGUGUUUGUACUACAAUUUUUGUACUUACUCAUGUAUGAAUGUUUUGAUCCAGAGAUCUUUUGUGUAUAAGUCGUUUUACUAGGCGACAAUUGACGCGCGAUUGUUGCUCAACAUAAAUCCAAAUAGCAACAUGGUCCAUGCCUGUACAAUCCGAAUGCUUCUUUUGCUAAUAACAAUGUUGCCAUGUUAAGCAGCAAUGUUGCGCCUUAAUUAUUGUCUAAUACAUGGCUUUGUGUAGUCUCUCUGUAAUGGAUGUCUCAAAGCACUUAUAUGGUGUUUCAACUUGCCAUCAAAUUGUAAAGUAGUUAGGGAGAAAAAAAUGCAUGUUAUUAAUAAAUAACAUAUUACUGUA
Manduca sexta (tobacco hornworm) is the source of this 6207-nucleotide messenger RNA. RefSeq lists its product as uncharacterized. The transcript is spliced from 10 exons. Gene Ontology annotation, biological process: protein ubiquitination. Gene Ontology annotation, cellular component: Cul4-RING E3 ubiquitin ligase complex. The record is from RefSeq and is a predicted model, not a curated record. Lineage: Eukaryota; Metazoa; Arthropoda; Insecta; Lepidoptera; Sphingidae. The coding region runs from base 45 to 2426 and encodes 793 amino acids.